AUGAGUAGUGAAGGUCCAGUUAAGAUUGUAGGAAUUAACCAUGGAGAUGUUACAUUUUUUUGCCAGUCUCCAGAUGACAAUAAUGAACAACACAGCUUACAAAACAAGCUCCGUGCUAACAGAAGUGUUCUUGCUGCUGCCAGCCGGUUCUUUUCCAUCCUGUUACCUGAUUGUGAGUUAGACCUAGAUGUCUGCAUCUCAAUUGAUCUGAGCUUUGAAGAACUGUUUUGUGUUCUUGAGUACAUCUAUUCUGGGAAGCUGCUGUGUUCAGUCAAAAGCAAAGACAGAAUUUUAAGUAUUCUAAAAGAAUUUGAUAUUUUCGUGCCUGAUCAUCUAAAGAAUUCAGUAGACUGUGGAAGAAAUGGAAGUAGUGAGGCAGAAGUGGAAAUAAUAUUUGAAGAAGCCAUUGCAAGUGAACCAAAAACUACUAAAGAUCCCACAAACAUUUCAGAGGAUAAAUCUCCCUUUGCAACUUCUGCCGAUGUUCGUGUAGUAAAUAGUGGAGAACUAAUUUUACGAGAACCCAAUAUUUCAAGCUCCAAUGAAGAUCCCUUCCAGUAUGAAGAAAAGCUUCCAGAAAAAUUCUCAAACAGUCAUAAGAUGUACAGCAACAAAAGUAAAACUCAUUGUGGAUCAAAAAUGGCUAUUCUGAAUUCAAACACCAAUGUUACUGAAACCAUUGUUGAACCGGAAAUCUCCAGACAUAAAGAUCCGGUCUUCACCGUAGUCACCAACCAACCCACUUCGCUGGAAGAAACGCUUGAAAGUAUCGUAUCGUCAGAGAUUGUAGCGGUUGAACCUCAAGAUAACCCAUCGCUAAGUAAUUGUGAUGCAGACCGUUACGCUGCAGUUCCCUGCCCAGAUUCUUGGCAGUACGACUUUGAGCGCACUAAAAAAGGGAAAAAGAAGAAAAUUACAUUUGUUGAGGAAGAGACUGAAGACAGUGACCAAGAUCCCGAAGAUCAAGACCAAGAAGAUUCUCUUGGUUACGAAGAAAAUGAUGAAGUCAAAAGUAAAUCAGCAGUACAAACAUCUAACGAGUCUGACGAUCAAAGUAAUGGUUUUGAACCUCCGCUCAACUUUGAAGUAGCUGCAAAAAAGCUGGAUUCUUGUUUAGAUCAAAGUACAUCUACCCUAAGAUCGGAUGUGAAGCCUAGUUUGAAAGGAAUCGGAUGUUCUAGUUCAUUUGAGGAUCUCACUCCAAACCUGGACGUGAGUGAUAGUGCUGAAGAAGAAGAUAUUAUUCCUAAGUUGAAGUGCACACAAAACAAUGAAACCUCAAACGUCGAAGAACUAUUGGCCCUCUGCUCGGGAAAAUUCCCUGAUUCACUUUCUGGAAGAGACACGCAAAUAAGUAGUUUGACUGAAAAUGCAGAUGACGAAUCUGAUGAAGAAGUUAAGCCGUUCGCAAGAAUAAUUCCAAUGGCUGAUGAGGAUGACGAGGAAGAUGGCUCCAGUAGUGCUCUCCCAAAAUUCGUUUCUGAAAAUGACGCUGAUGAACCUGGAACUGUGCCUUCUUUUUUAGAGGAUGGAGAAAAAUCCCUGUCAAAGGUGAAAAAAAGGGCCCGUGUUUGUCUGUCAGAUGACGAAGAUGAAACUAUCGAUGAAAACCAUUCGUUUGUCGAAGAAGAGGAAAUGCAUGAAGAGGAACGAGAAUUUAGAGGUCUGACUGAGUUUUUUGAAGACGAGGCUGAACUGUCCGGUUCCGAAGUUGGCAGCGGUGACGAAAUGGAUGACUGGAAGGAGGAGGAAGGCGAUAAGGAGGAUAUUGAUGAAAACGAAGUUCGUGAGCAAGUUGGAAGAGCCCAUAUGAAGACAAUGCUUGAUCAAGACCAGCGUGAAGUUCGACUUUUUCAAGAGCUUUUUCUCGAAGAUGGAGAUUUGCAUUCUGAUGGCGGUGGAAGGCAAAAACAAUUUCGGUGGAAACAGGCUGAUGGUGAAAAUACUGAGGGAGACGGUGCCCGUCCAAAAAAUCAAGAAGAUGAAGAAGAUGAAGCUGCUGAAGAACAGGAUGAUCUCACAUGGAGAAAAAUUCACAGUGAUAGAGAAAAAUGGCUCCUGCAACAAAAGUCGCAACAGGAAACGAAUAAAGAAGUGCCAUUGGUUAUGAGCCGGCAAACUAAAAUGGUGAAAAUCAACACUGCUUCCAAAACCAUUAAUCAAAUUACAGAAGGCGAUUCCUCCGCUGCUACUGCCAACGCCAAGCAGUCAACGCAUUCUAAGGCGAACAUUGUGACCACUGUGAGAUGCGGAUCUUUUUUACGCAGAAGUGAAAAAGAUUUAUCAGAAAUUGCAUCGUUGAUGAAAUCCGUGUUACCUGUUCAGGCACCAAGGGUCGGUUCCAAUUUUGUAUUUGCAUCCAUUACUCCGGAGAGGCCAGUCGCCGAGCAAAAAAUUUACACGGAAACUGCAAGGCUUUGUUAUAAUGGUGUUUUCGGAUUGAAAACGUUCCGCGACACGCUUUUCCGUUGGCAACUUCCAUGGUGA
This is a messenger RNA of Daphnia magna, 2487 nucleotides long. Its product is annotated as claspin-like. The coding region runs from base 1 to 2487 and encodes 828 amino acids. Gene Ontology annotation, molecular function: protein binding; anaphase-promoting complex binding. NCBI's taxonomy places the organism in Eukaryota, Metazoa, Arthropoda, Branchiopoda, Diplostraca, Daphniidae. Gene Ontology annotation, biological process: mitotic G2 DNA damage checkpoint signaling; activation of protein kinase activity; mitotic DNA replication checkpoint signaling. The transcript has 9 exons. The record is from RefSeq and is a predicted model, not a curated record.